Molecule: messenger RNA, 625 nt
Organism: Cyprinus carpio (common carp)
Lineage: Eukaryota; Metazoa; Chordata; Actinopteri; Cypriniformes; Cyprinidae
Product: meprin A subunit beta-like
Exons: 3
Coding region: 161-484 (107 amino acids)
Molecular function (GO): protein binding
Source: RefSeq, a predicted model, not a curated record
AUUUUUCAUCUGAUUCCAAGUCUGAAAUUUUGAAGGCCUUUUAAAGAAGAAUGUGAAAUGUGAAAAAUAACUGAUUUUUAAAAACUUGCUCAUUGUGACUGAUUUUGCCAGCACAGUUCACAAGUGUUUUAUAAAUAGUAUCUUCUCUCUUUGUGCAGCCAUGGGUAAAGUUAAGUAUUUCUGGGAUAACCCACAAAAAGUAGGCAGUCUAGUCACUGACAAAGAUGGCAGUAAAUACUACCGGGGGCCGGGUUACGGUACCAGCAAUUACAUCACACAUGAUCGUCUGAAGAGUCGAAGCUUCAUUAAGGGACACGAUGUCAUCUUCCUCCUCUCCCUUGAAGAUGUGACUGGACUUUUGAAGACCAAGAGACCAAAAAUCAGAGACCUGGGAUUAGAGAUUGAUGACCGUGAUGCAGAGAAGGAGCCAGAGAGACAGAUGAACCCCAGAGUUCUGGGUCCAUGGACUAAAAGAUCCCCAUGAGAUGCAGGAUACAUCAAGAUGCCUCAAUGGAAAGAGAGAGAGAGAGAGAAAAUCUUUCCAGAAUUGUCCAGAUUGUGUCUUAAUUACUGAGCUGCAGCUGCUGAAUCAUAACUUGCAUUAAACUAUUCUCAAGAAACGUUA